AUGUCUGUGCCCAGCUUCGAGGAUCUCUUCGGGUCAUGUACACUGGAGGUGAUAGCUCCAGAUACCUCCAUAAAUCUUCCCGAGCCAGGAGCUGCCGAUGACUGGUUAGUUGCGCUCAAAUCACCUGGUAUUGAAAGAAGACAAGCGUUCUUCGAUGCUCACCAAAUGGUCUAUUCAGACGAGCAACUACACCUUUUCUUGAUUGUGCAGAUACCCUGUCCAUCUGCGGACGUUGAUCCCAAGGAUCCACCUACAUUCCUUCUCGAUUUUCUUGCCCAUGUGCAGGUAUCGCUUGAAGCCACUUAUAUCUCGCAAACACCUACAACUCUCCCUGAAACCCCCCAGACUGCCCGAGUCCUUGCUCCACCACGCACUUCAUCUGUAGCUAAACCUCGGCCUACUUCUCUUCAUCCUUCCUUGUUCCCUCCACAUACACCAAAUCCUACACCGUCUUCUACGGAGAAGGACCGCAAGUACGCACAAUCCGAAGGAACUCUUCUUGUUGCUAGUAUAUGGGGUCACAGGCCCGCGGGUUUGUCCAAAGAGAAGUUUUCUCUUUUGUAUUCAGAGGCAAAGAAAGCUUGGUUGGCUGUAUAUGAACUCUCCUUGACCGUGUCGUUUCUUCGCCUCUCGUUCUUGGAUCCUCUUCUGUCCUUGACCGUGUCAACUACAUUACGAGAAAAGGCGGUUUCACUGUCACAAGCAAACCAUCCAUUUGUCAUAUUUAUGUCGGAAAGCGGCAUUCUUGCUAAGCUUUCUGCUUCUGGCAUAAGCUCAUUCGCGAAGCAGCAAAACCAGGAGACAAAUAAUGUCGGGGAGGAUGAUGAGACCGGACUUGAGGAAGUCAAUCUACUAGAAGGUCUUUCAGCUGGAUUCAAUGUUACGCCUGGCUCGGAACCACUUUGGCUUCCCUCCACUCGCUUGGGAAAUGUCAUGCGUCGAGAGCUAUUCUCUCUCCUACCUGUGCAACCGUCAUCUUCCCAACCACUUAUGUCAAGCCCUAAGCGUCCACCUAAUGCCACUUUACGGAAAUCAUUUCGCAAAAUUCUCCAGACAGUCUCUGGCUUUCGGGUGAGGAUGCGAACCGUUUUUGUUCCCCACAUCCUCUUUCCGGAAAUGAAUUCAAGGACUGGCUUAAAUGACGAUGAUAGCGAUGCGCAGGAACGAGAGGCAGGGAACAACGAACGUACCGUUGUUCUCUGUGUUGAAGUCGAGAAUUCUGGAGAAUCAGGCUCAGGUGUUGGUUUCUCAGUGGAAAGGUGGAGACUGCACACUUUCCCACUUCUGAUUGGGUCUAUGGAACAGUACAAUCUGUUAUACGCUGUUUCAUUCCUCAAGCCUUCUGCAGACUCAGAUUUCUCGCUGGUCGGCCGGCGGUCUGGUGCCGUCCCUGCAAACUCAGAUCUGCAGCGGGCAGUAGCAAUCAAUAUCUAUGGCAAACCUUAUUUGUCGAAGACAGGUGGUGAGCAUGACUCCGAGGACAGUGAUGGUCCUACCUUGACCUACCCAACACAUACAUUUUCCUCUCGGUGGAACUGUAUCCUGGAUCUUUCUUCGAAGCCACAAGAAGAACCUCUUGACUGUAGUGCUCGUAGUGUAUUACCAGAGCCUGCGUCUCCCUUCCCAGGGCAAGCGGCUCUGGCAUCUGCGAUCCCGAAAAUGCAAUCUACUGGGAACAAACAACAUACCCUUCCAAACAAUAUCACAGCUAUACGGGCGAUCAACCCGAAUGCUAACUUUCGCCCGAUGCCAUAUCGCGACCAGUCUUCCGCCUCACCCAUCCUUUCUAACAAACAAUACACACCUCCCUCUAUUACUGUACAAAGUUUCUCAAAGUCUCCCCCCACUACAUACGGCAUUCCACCUCCGACCACGCCCCUAUUAGGCGUCACUAUACCCAACGGCGGCCCACAUGGUUCAUCAGAUUCUCAAACAUUCGUGACGCCGCCAACACCUGCGUACCCUGCAUUCCCUGCAGCUACUGCUCCAGCAACUUCUCACUUCCAAACGCCACUGAUUAAUCAUCAAGGGGCGCCUGGGCCAAGUGUCGAAAUCCGCAGGGAGCGUGGUCUCGGAAUGACGGGAGCUGCGCCCCAAACUCCUGGACCAACUAUCGUCGGUGGUACAAUCGAUCCCACUCGAGAUACCCCAGUUACUGGUGGAGAGCCUAUCAUCGUCUCCAUCGGCUUGCUCCCACCUCCUUCGAGUUCCGCUGCAUCUAGGAAAUUAUACACGUGCGAUCAGUUCACGCUUGACAUCUUCGUGUUCAACCAGAGCUCGUGGACCAGAAGGUUCGAAAUCAGCUGCCCGGAUCCAGAUCGUAGACGUAGACGGAAGACCGAGCAGGAGAAAGCUGCGCGGGGCGGCAAGACGACUAUCGAGGAGUUACAGAGUGUGAUGAUGCCUCCUGGAAUACUCCCGUUGCAAAACCGCGUGCGAGUUGGGCCGCUGCGUCCAUCUACCUGCCAGUCAGUCAGGAUGGACUUCCUUGCAAUGACUCCUGGCGUGCAUUCGGUCGAGAUUCUUAGUCUCACAGAUAUUGAAACGGGUUUCUCCAUGGAUCUACGGUAA
This is a messenger RNA of Suillus bovinus, 2571 nucleotides long. RefSeq names its product TRAPP trafficking subunit Trs65-domain-containing protein. Bases 1 to 2571 code for a protein of 856 amino acids. NCBI's taxonomy places the organism in Eukaryota, Fungi, Basidiomycota, Agaricomycetes, Boletales, Suillaceae. The transcript has 6 exons. The record is from RefSeq and is a predicted model, not a curated record. Gene Ontology annotation, cellular component: trans-Golgi network; TRAPPII protein complex. Gene Ontology annotation, biological process: intra-Golgi vesicle-mediated transport.